Messenger RNA from Onychomys torridus (southern grasshopper mouse), 3210 nucleotides. It is a transcript of the gene Smap1, whose product is annotated as small ArfGAP 1. Gene Ontology annotation, biological process: regulation of clathrin-dependent endocytosis. The record is from RefSeq and is a predicted model, not a curated record. Lineage: Eukaryota; Metazoa; Chordata; Mammalia; Rodentia; Cricetidae. The transcript is spliced from 11 exons. The coding region runs from base 228 to 1631 and encodes 467 amino acids. Gene Ontology annotation, molecular function: GTPase activator activity; metal ion binding.
CGGCUGGGGCGGAGCGUGCGGCGGGCCGGGCGAGGAGGCGGGACACGUCGGCGCUGCCACGGCCGCCGCCGCCCCUCCUCCGGUUCCAGCCGCCGCCGCCGCCGCCGCCGCUGCCGCUUCCUGGGCCGAGCCCGUCCCGCGGCCCCAGCGGCGCCAGGUGCCUUCGCCCGCCUGGGCUCCGCCAGCACCGUCUCCGCCCGCGUCCCGGCCCCGCCGCCGCCGCCGACAUGGCGACACGCUCCUGCCGGGAGAAGGCUCAGAAGCUGAACGAGCAGCACCAGCUCAUCCUGUCCAAACUGCUGAGGGAGGAGGACAACAAGUACUGCGCCGACUGCGAGGCCAAAGGUCCCCGGUGGGCUUCCUGGAAUAUUGGUGUGUUUAUUUGCAUCAGAUGUGCUGGAAUUCAUAGAAAUCUUGGGGUUCAUAUAUCCAGGGUCAAGUCAGUCAAUCUAGACCAAUGGACGCCAGAACAGAUACAGUGCAUGCAAGAUAUGGGAAAUACUAAAGCAAGACUACUUUAUGAAGCCAAUCUUCCAGAGAACUUUCGAAGACCACAGACAGAUCAAGCAGUAGAAUUUUUCAUCAGAGAUAAAUAUGAAAAGAAGAAAUACUAUGAUAAAAAUGCUAUAGCUAUUACAAAUAUUUCCUCCUCUGAUGCCCCUCUUCAGCCUUUGGUAGCUUCUCCUUCUCUGCAAGCUGCUGUCGAUAAAAACAAAUUAGAGAAAGAAAAGGAAAAAAAAAAGGAAGAGAAAAAGAGAGAAAAGGAGCCAGAAAAGCCUGCCAAACCACUAACAACUGAAAAGGUGCAGAAGAAAGAAGAUCAACAGCUCGAGCCUAAGAAAAGCACCAGCCCAAAAAAUGCUGCAGAGCCCACUGUUGAUCUGUUAGGACUUGAUGGUCCUGCUGAGGCACCAGUGACCAAUGGGAACACAACCACAGUGCCACCCCUGAAUGACGAUCUGGACAUUUUUGGACCAAUGAUCUCUAAUCCUUUACCUGCAACUGUCAUGCCUCCAGCUCAGGGGACAGCCUCUGUACCAACAGCUGCUAGCCUGUCUACCGUAACAUCUGGGGAUCUGGAUCUGUUCACCGAGCAAACUACAAAGUCAGAAGAAGUAGCAAAGAAACAACUGUCCAAAGACUCCAUCUUAUCUCUAUAUGGUACCGGAACACAGCAGAGCACUCCUGGUGUGUUUAUGGGAUCCACAAAUAUACCAUUUACCUCACAAGCAGCAACUGCAUUUCAAGGUUUUCCUUCCAUGGGCGUACCAGUGCCUGCGGCUCCCGGUCUCAUAGGAAAUAUGAUGGGACAGAAUACAAGCAUGAUGGUGGGCAUGCCCAUGCCCAAUGGGUUUAUGGGAAAUGCACAGACUGGAGUGAUGCCACUUCCUCAGAAUGUUGUUGGCCCUCAAGGAGGAAUGGUAGGACAAAUGGGUGCACCGCAGAGUAAGUUUGGCAUGCCACAAGCUCAGCAGCCUCAGUGGAACCUCUCACAGAUGAAUCAGCAGAUGGCUGGCAUGAGUCUCAGUAGUGCAAACCCUCCCACAGGUUUUGGCCAGCCCCCCAGCACAACAGCAGGGUGGUCUGGAAGCUCAUCUGGGCAGACUCUGAGCACACAACUGUGGAAGUGAAAAGCUGCAACAGAGUUCCAUCCAAAACCAACACCCGACAUUCCUCACUACAAAGGCAUCUAGUUCCCGUUUAUUCAUGUACAUAUGUAUUUUCUUUAACCCCAUUUGUUCACAUUAAGAAUUACCUGAUUGACCGUGUUGGUCUGUGCUGAUUAAAUUAGAUGUGAAAGCAGGUUGAGAAACCAUCUUCUGUGGAGGGCAGCUUUGCUCAUAUUUCCCAUGAUGUCAUAAGCCACAUUGAGAAGCUGCUCAGUUAACUUGCAUAAUCGGUUUUAUUCUCAAAAUUAUAGCUCUGAUGUUUGCAUAUAAGGGAAGUAGUUAUCAUGUUAGUAAUACUUCUAACAGUAUAAACCCCAACCCCAAAUUAGCCAGUAAUCCUGUAGGAAGGUACUGUAUGAUCAAAUGUCUAAUCAUAUAAAUAGAAUGUAAAUGUAUCACUGAGCACUGUUUUCUAGUGUAUCAAAUUCUUUUCUCCAUCACUCACUUCACUGUGCUGUUGUUACGAUGUGCUUAACAGGGAAUGUGGUUAGUGAAAGGAAGAUAAACCUGGAUGUUACUGUCAAACUGAUGAAGGUUUCAAGAAUUCAGAUUUUUGCUGCCUCUUGUAAUUUGGACCUCCUCUCAUGUACAUAGUGCUAUCAUGAAGACCUUUUUUCUGCACUAUAUGCACACAGGGUAACUAAAACAAAGCCACUUUUAAUCCUUGAACGUAUAUCCAGGCUUAUGACAGUAAUUGUGUUUACAUUUUAUGGUGCCUAGUAUUGACAAAAUGUUAUUUCCCUAUAUUAAACAGAUGAAUCCACACACCUUUUUUAUUUGUGGGUUUUAUUUUCUACAGUGUACACUGCCACCACCUUUCCAAAUAUUUCAUGUUGUGGAGCCUAGAAAUGGGACUGUUUAGUUGACAAAAUGGUCUAGUUGACAAAAUCAUCAGGUUCUAAAGCCUGUUCCAUCAUUUAUGAGAUGGCUGGAGGGAGGGAGCAGCAAUACAUGAGAUACUCAGUUUUUUUUUUCAGUGUCAUGUAGUUCAUUGUACAAAAAUCUUCCCAGUUAAGUUUUUGAGAACACAUGCAGAACAAAUGGAGACAACACAUUUUGUAGCAUCCAGUUAGCUGUUUAACCAGAUGUCCAUCGGCUGCCAGGAAAGACUGAAGAAAAAGGAACAAUACCUGAAUGAGCUGCAGCCUAAACUCCAGACUUCCCCUUCUACACCUGCUGGUCUUGGCGGCUACACCUCAAUGUUCACUGUGUCCAGGUGGGACUUGGGCUCAUUGGCUAGAUUGACCUUCUCUGUUCGAGUGUGCCACACGAGAACCUAUGGAGGAGGGCGAUAGUUUCAGCAGCUGCACUGUCAACACUCAAGGUUCAACAGCGUGAGGGAGAUGAAUAAAUACCUUGGUGCAGUUACUAGCUUUUGGUUCCAGUUCUUCAACUGUUGUUAUCUGCUUCAGAAAGUCAGAUUCUUGCAUCCCUGGCUGGGAUCCACGGCGCUUAAAUACAGCUUUAGGAUUGGACAAGAUGACUUGUAGACUCACAGCAAAGCCUUUGUAUGAAAUAAAGAAAAAGAAUUAUUGGUGUA